Messenger RNA from Dryobates pubescens (Downy woodpecker), 1180 nucleotides. It is a transcript of the gene RAB11B, whose product is annotated as RAB11B, member RAS oncogene family. The record is from RefSeq and is a predicted model, not a curated record. Gene Ontology annotation, cellular component: recycling endosome. Gene Ontology annotation, molecular function: GTPase activity; GTP binding. NCBI's taxonomy places the organism in Eukaryota, Metazoa, Chordata, Aves, Piciformes, Picidae. Bases 90 to 746 code for a protein of 218 amino acids. Gene Ontology annotation, biological process: regulated exocytosis; constitutive secretory pathway. The transcript is spliced from 5 exons.
GCCGCUGAUAGGCGUCGGCGGGACCGCCCCCCCCUCCGGCUGGGCCGCGGUCGGUGCCUGGCAGCCAGAGGGUCGGCGCCGCCAUCGCCAUGGGCACCCGCGACGACGAGUACGAUUAUCUCUUCAAAGUGGUGUUGAUUGGAGACUCUGGAGUUGGGAAGAGUAAUCUUCUGUCACGUUUCACGCGCAAUGAGUUCAACCUGGAGAGUAAGAGCACCAUUGGGGUGGAGUUUGCCACCAGGAGCAUCCAGGUGGAUGGGAAGACGAUAAAGGCCCAGAUCUGGGACACUGCAGGCCAGGAGCGGUACAGAGCCAUCACCUCCGCGUACUACCGUGGUGCCGUUGGGGCUCUUCUGGUCUAUGACAUCGCCAAGCACCUCACCUAUGAGAACGUGGAGCGCUGGCUGAAGGAGCUGAGGGACCACGCAGACAACAACAUCGUGAUCAUGCUGGUGGGCAACAAGAGCGACCUGCGGCACCUGCGCGCCGUGCCCACCGACGAGGCCCGGGCCUUUGCAGAAAAAAAUAACUUAUCUUUUAUUGAAACUUCUGCUCUGGAUUCAACAAACGUAGAAGAAGCCUUCAAGAACAUCCUUACAGAGAUCUACCGCAUCGUCUCGCAGAAGCAGAUCGCUGACCGCUCGGCGCACGACGAGUCCCCGGGCAACAACGUGGUGGACAUCAGCGUGCCCCCGACCACCGACGGACAGAAAUCCAACAAACUGCAGUGCUGUCAGAACCUGUGACCUCCUCUGGAUGGCUCCUGUGCCCUUCACCUCGUCUGUGCUUCAUUUAGAAACUUGUGUGCACUUCUUAUCUCCUGUGAUUCAGUGACUCCCUCCUCCCUCCCUCCCUUCCCCCCUUCCCCUCCAUUCUCAUCUUAGAGCUUUAACUGUAGGGCUAACAUCCAUCCCCCUGCCUCUGAAACCCCCUUCCACGUGGUGACUUCUGGGCUUGAAAGUGUAGGCACUGACCUGAUAGACCUUGGUUUGUGGUGGAACAUCUGCUGCUGGAUUAUUAUCCCAUGGAAGGCUCUCCUCAGAUGGUUUUGCUCGGUGGGGUUUGUCCUCUUGAGUUGUUUAAUGGUGGGGGUUAGUUGUUGGGGUUUCUGUUGGGGCUUAUUUGGUGGUGGUUGGUUUUUUUUUCCCCUUGGGGGUUUGGGUUUGGUUGAGGUUUUUUU